AUGAUCAUGAUAAAUUCCCCUACCUGUGACGUGACAGCAGGAUUGAACGGGCUGAGAAAUAAAAGCGUCGAGGAAAUCGCAGAAAUUGUUAAAAGAGCCAAAGAAGCGAAGGAAGCCCAGCUAGGAGAUACAGACAACUUCAAGGAGAAACAGAACCUAAAUGUUCUGAAAGCCUUCGCAGAGAAUCAAGCACACUGUUUUAGCAUAUGUAAGCAAAAUUUAUACAAUCGAUUUGAGGAGGACUUGCAGAAGUACCAGAACGUGAGCGCCCAAAAUAAUUCAACUUUUAACGAAAGGAAAAAAAAAGAAUUAGAAAAGUUUUAUCAAGACAUGGAGCAGCAACUGUGUUUCCGUGCAUGUUCUAUGAGGUGUCGUCAUAUUUUACAGGGAAGGGAAGAAGAGGAAGGAGUGAGAAUAAGUGGAAACGGAGAAAAUAAGAAACAGCAUCUACCUUCCUAA
Messenger RNA from Plasmodium knowlesi strain H, 459 nucleotides. RefSeq names its product conserved Plasmodium protein, unknown function. Bases 1 to 459 code for a protein of 152 amino acids. The record is from RefSeq and is a predicted model, not a curated record. Lineage: Eukaryota; Apicomplexa; Aconoidasida; Haemosporida; Plasmodiidae. The transcript is spliced from 2 exons.